ACGUCCCAUCGCGUGGACAGGUGCGGGGGAGUUUUUUGUUGUUUUUGGUUUUAUUUUUGUUCACGCAGUUCGCACCGGCUUGGCUCUCGUGGCGAUAAGACGCCGACGCGAUUCCCUCUGUGAGUGCGCUAUCUUUCGAGUGGCAUUUCCGUUUGCACUAACCACUAACCUAGAUCUACUGCCAUGUAUAAAAGGUGCUUCCGAACGUCUGGCCGCCAUUGUAUUACAGCUCUCCUCCCCACAAAUCAACCAUGCGUUCGUCGUCUACCGUGUUGCGCGUCUGUUUGGGCGUCGCCCUGAUCCAGCUGUUCGGCGGUGUCAUCGCCGGCCCCGUGCCCGACCCGGUACUGCACGUUACCGUCGAGACCGUGCCGGACCUGGAGGCGUUCCGGCGGGCCAACCCGGACCUCCAGGUCACCCCGCUCGUGCCGGUGCGCCAGUCGGAGGUGCUGGCGGGCGGCAGCACGCGCCAGCAGAUCGUGUACAGUGUGGGGGCGCAUUCGGCCAGCGAGCGGCUGGUCGGGCUGUCGUCCAACCAGCAGUCGUGGCCGACGCCCCAGGACGUCCGGCUCGAUCUGCAGUACCCGACGGCCGGUGUCGGCGCGGUCGUGUCGUACGUGGAGGUGGUCGUGCAGCAGAGCACCGCCCUGGGCCGCGGUUACGUCGUGUCCGGCGGUGUCGGCCAGCGCCAAAUACGGCUCGUGAUCGAAGCGUACAGUACGCUGUACUUCAGCUACACUGCAGCCAUCUACGGGUUCUAGCGGGCGGGCUAUGGCAGUUCGGAAGCAAUGAUGGAGGAUGUUAAGCGGUAGCAGCGAUUCGUGAACUUUGGUUUUGGAUUGUUUACAAACAGUGUAGUUGACACUUAAUAAAGCUAUAUUUAUUUGA
Anopheles merus is the source of this 888-nucleotide messenger RNA. RefSeq lists its product as uncharacterized. The transcript has a single exon. Lineage: Eukaryota; Metazoa; Arthropoda; Insecta; Diptera; Culicidae. Bases 252 to 761 code for a protein of 169 amino acids. The record is from RefSeq and is a predicted model, not a curated record.